Molecule: messenger RNA, 6122 nt
Organism: Arachis stenosperma
Lineage: Eukaryota; Viridiplantae; Streptophyta; Magnoliopsida; Fabales; Fabaceae
Product: DExH-box ATP-dependent RNA helicase DExH7, chloroplastic
Exons: 33
Coding region: 186-4577 (1463 amino acids)
Cellular component (GO): intracellular anatomical structure
Molecular function (GO): RNA binding; ATP binding
Source: RefSeq, a predicted model, not a curated record
GAAUAAGAAGGUAACAGAAGUUGGGAGUGGAGGUAGACAAUUGCCCCCCAAAAGAAAACUCCCGAAAGAAAUUUAAUUUACGGCAUUAAGCUUCAAUGGUCUGGUCUGCUGGUUACUGCGUAUCAUGAUCGGAACAAAGAGAAAAGAGCGAGGCAAAGGGAAAGCUUAAUUAGCAAAAUAGAAAUAUGCCGCCAAAAAAGAGUAAGAAGAAUCAGAAUCAGAAGCAGAAUAAGCCCCACGCUUCGGCUUCCUCUGCUCCGAGGUUGCAGAUUUCGGCCGAUAACGAGAGCCGCCUCCGCCGCCUGCUUCUCAAUUCGGCACAUGCGUCUGCUCCACCGCCUCCCCCCGCCGUUGAUGAUGCCACGUCAUCCCUAACGAGGGCUCAGAAGGCCAAGAAGCUUAAAUCUCUUUACGAGAAGCUCUCUUGCGAAGGUUUCACUAAUCGCCACGUUGAGCUUGCUCUCUCCGCUCUCAAGGAAGCUGCUACUUUUGAAUCAGCUCUUGAUUGGUUAUGCUUGAAUUUGCCGGGCAACGAACUUCCGCUCAAAUUUUCUACUGGAACUUCCACUCAUUCCACUCAAGGGGGAUCGGUUGGAGUUAUAUUUAAUCCACGGGAUGGUUCGGCUCCUGCGGAAAAUGCAUCUGAUACGACUGAGGAGGAACAGGCGCCGGAAUUUUCUGUUUUAAUAGAGAGACAUUGGAAUGAUGAUAGUUUAGAUUCUGUACAACCAUCUCAAGCAGAUUGGAUAAAGAAAUAUGUUGAGCAACAGGAAGAGGAAGAGGAAAAGGAUGAAUCUAAGACUUGGGAAGAUGACAUUUGUUAUGGGGGUAGUGUCAGUGCCAAAAAGGAGUCCUGCGAACCUAGGCCAUAUGAUGUUAUUUCCAAGGAGUAUCUUGCUGCAAGGUUAGAAGCUACAGAUGCCAAGGAGAACAAGGACAAAAAACGUCAGGAGCGGGCAGGCAAUGUCAUCCGGAAACUGAAGCAAGAGUUGUCUGCUCUAGGAUUAUCGGAUGAUGAUUUGGCCUUACAGUAUGAGCAACAAAUCAGUUCUAACUAUGAGAGAGCAUCAUCUGGCCUGUCUGGCCAUGAGCCCAACACAGGUGACACAGCAGGUUAUUCAGAAACUAAUUUGCCCUCUGGUGGAGCUGUAAUUGAUGGAAGUGAUGUAGGGCCUCGUAGCAUGGAGGAAAAUAUUGAUAAGUCUUCCUCACUGGUUGUACACAUUGAAGAAAAUUCUGUUGAAGGAGAGGCAGAAGAGGUGGAACUUGGUGGUUUCUUCUCCGAGGAUGUAUCAUCUAACGAAAUAUUACCUCCUGAUGUUUUGAGACUGCAGAAAGAAGAAAAAUUUAAAAGACUUUUGGAAAGCAAGAAUUUAGAAAAUUUAGAUGGCAUCUGGAAGAAGGGUGAUCCUAAAAAGAUCCCAAAGGCAGUUCUUCAUCAACUAUGUCAGAAAUCAGGCUGGGAAGCUCCAAAGUUCAAUAAAAUUCUUGGCAGAGGAAAAAAUUUUGCCUACACUGUGACUGUAUUGCGUAAAGCUAGUGGGAGGGGCAAGAACCGAAAAGCUGGGGGACUGGUCACACUUCAGCUUCCAGAUCAGAAUGAAAUCUUUGAAUCUGCAGAGGAUGCACAGAAUAAGGUGGCAGCUUAUGCUUUGUUACAAAUGUUUCCUGACGUCCCAGUUCAUCUCCCAAUUACAGAGCCUUAUGGUUCUCUCGUUAUGAAGUGGAUGGAAGGAGAAUCAUUUGCCAAGCUAGAAGACAGUGAGGAAGAUCAUAGAACUAGUUUUGUGGAUUCAUUAUUAAAUGGUGAUGGUUCUGGUGCAAUUCCGUCUGUUGAAGUUGCAGAUCAUAAGUCUCAACAAACAGAUAAUUUGGAUAGACUCGGUGAAAAUAAAACUUCGGCAAUUGUCAGUCAUCAGCCACCUACUCAGAGAGAUACAUAUAGCAAGGAAAAUGAGAGUAAUUAUUUGAGACAGGUUCAAAUUAAUAAAAUGAAAACACGUAGAUACCAGGAUAUGUUGAAAAUGCGAGCUACACUUCCUAUUGCUGCAAUAAAAGCUGAUAUAUUGAAACUGUUGAACAAAAAUGAUGUUCUUGUUGUUUGUGGAGAAACAGGCUCUGGAAAGACAACUCAGGUUCCACAAUUUUUAUUGGACGACAUGAUCGAGUCAGGACAUGGUGGACAUUGUAAUAUUAUAUGCACACAACCAAGGAGAAUAGCGGCAAUUUCAGUAGCUGAGAGGGUAGCCGAUGAGCGGUGUGAACCUUCACCAGGCUCAGAGGGUUCCUUGGUUGGUUAUCAAGUUCGACUUGACAGUGCCAGGAAUGAGAGAACUAGGCUUCUGUUUUGUACAACAGGCAUCCUUCUCAGAAAAUUGAUGGGAGACCAAAGUUUGACUGGCAUCACUCAUAUCAUAGUUGAUGAAGUUCAUGAGAGGUCUCUAUUGGGUGAUUUUCUCCUAAUUGUUUUGAAGAAUCUAAUUGAGAAGCAGUCCACUGAAAGAUCAACAAAACUUAAAGUCAUUCUAAUGUCUGCUACCGUUGAUUCAAGUUUAUUCUCAAAAUACUUUGGACAUUGUCCUGUAGUUACUGCAGAAGGAAGAACUCAUCCAGUGACAACAUAUUUUCUUGAGGAUAUAUAUGAUCAGAUCGAUUAUCGACUUCCUUCGGAUUCUCCAGUUUCUUUAACAUCAACAUUUCGCAAGGAGCAGAAGUUGCAGAAAGGUCUCGUGACAAAUAGCAAGGGGAAGAAGAAUCUAAUGUUAUCAGGGUGGGGUGAUGAAUCUCUGCUUUCCGAAGAGAACACUAAUCCAUAUUUUGUUCCAAGUUAUUAUCAGUCAUACAGUGAACAAGCUAAACAAAAUCUAAAAAGAUUGAAUGAAGAUGUCAUUGAUUACGAUCUUCUAGAAGAUCUAAUAUGUUUCAUUGAUGAAAAUUGCAAUGAGGGUGCCAUCCUUGUGUUCCUACCGGGAGUCUCUGAAAUAAACCUUUUACAUGAUAAGUUGGUUGCCUCUUACCGCUUUGGUGGACCCUCUUCUGAAUGGGUUAUUCCGUUGCAUUCUUCGGUUGCAUCAACUGAACAGAAACGGGUGUUUUUGCGCCCUCCAGGAAAUACACGUAAGGUUGUUAUAGCCACAAAUAUAGCAGAGACCAGCAUAACAAUAGAUGACGUGAUAUAUGUAAUUGACUGUGGAAAGCAUAAGGAAAACCGAUAUAACCCACAGAAGAAAUUGUCUAGCAUGGUUGAAGAUUGGAUAUCUCAAGCAAAUGCAAGGCAGCGCCGGGGCAGAGCUGGACGUGUAAAACCUGGAACUUGCUUUUGCUUGUACACUCGUCACAGGUUUGAAAGACUCAUGCGUCCUUAUCAGGUUCCAGAGAUGCUUCGGAUGCCAUUAGUUGAACUGUGUUUGCAGAUUAAGUUACUGUCUCUUGGUCAUAUUAAGCCAUUUUUGUCCAAGGCUUUAGAACCUCCAAAGGUUGAAGCAAUGAGUUCAGCAAUAUCCUUACUAUAUGAGGUUGGUGCUCUUGAAGGUGAUGAGCAGCUGACACCGCUUGGACAUCAUUUGGCAAAACUUCCUGUUGAUGUCUUAAUUGGAAAGAUGAUGCUGUAUGGUGCAAUAUUCGGUUGCUUGUCGCCUAUUCUGUCAAUCUCUGCAUUUCUAAGCUACAAGUCUCCAUUUAUAUAUCCAAAGGAUGAGAGGCAAAAUGUUGAAAGAGCAAAAUUAUCAUUGUUGAAUCACAAGGUAGAUGGGCCAGAUGAUACCAACAAUGUUGAUCAGCAAUCUGAUCACUUAGUAAUGAUGUUAGCUUAUAAAAGAUGGGAAAGGAUUUUGACUGAGAAAGGAGCUAAAGCUGCACAACAAUUCUGCAAUUCCUUCUUUCUGAGCAGCUCUGUAAUGUAUAUGAUAAGGGAUAUGAGAAUGCAGUUUGGAACAUUGCUAGCAGACAUUGGUUUCAUCACUCUUCCUAAAGAUGAUAAGUUGGAUCGAAAAAAGCUAGGGAGUCUUGACAGUUGGCUUUCUGAUGCAUCACAACCAUUCAAUGCACAUGCACAUCAUUUGUCAGUUGUCAAGGCUAUACUAUGCGCUGGUUUGUAUCCCAAUGUGGCAGCUAGUGAACACGGUAUUGUUGGAGCAGUUCUUAGCACCUUCAACCAGUCUUCUAACACUGGAAAUAGUGGUCGUACAGUCUGGUUUGACGGAAGAAGAGAAGUUCAUAUCCAUCUUUCUUCUAUCAAUAGUAACACUAAAUCCUUUCAAUACCCCUUUCUCAUCUUCCUUGAAAAGGUUGAAACAAACAGAGUAUUUUUACGCGAUACUUCUGUCGUUUCUCCAUACUCCAUUUUGCUGUUUGGGGGGUCAAUUAAUGUUCAGCAUCAGACUGGACUUGUAACAAUUGAUGGAUGGUUGAAACUGAGUGCACCUGCACAAAUAGCUGUGUUAUUCAAGGAGCUAAGACAAACUCUACAUACCUUUCUGAAGGAGCUUAUUCGAAAGCCGGAGGAGGCGCUCAUGCUCAAUAAUGAACUCAUUAAGUCCAUCGUCACUUUGCUGUUAGAAGAAGGAAGCCCUAAAUGAUUGAUCAAUCCACUUCAAAAAGCCGCCAUAGCAGCACUGGCAGAAUUUUCAAGAAACCGCUAUAGCACCAGAGAAAUUCCUAUAUACACCAUGAAGUAAGAAUGAUUCUCCUUCCACAUUGAUUUAUUAUCACAAACAUUUAAGAAAGAAAGAUAAAAUACAACCCAAAAAAAUAAAGGAAAUCAUAAAUGAGUGGUUAUGAAGUGAUGUGGAAUCAAAUUUUUCUCCUCCCUGGAGGUGGAUAGAAUAUCUACACCGGAGGGAUUCUUAUAUACACCAUUUCAUAUAAAGAGUAAUUCUAAAUCAUAGAAUAUCCCAUAGCACCUCUAGCUUCUCUUGUUUCCUUUGUUAUAUUUCUGUGUAUGAGAUAUUAGUCUUCUAUAUAUCAGCGCGUUUGGCUUCCCUCUAUCUUAGUAUUUGUCAAUAGAAUUUAUUAUUUUUAUAUAUAAUUACAUAUAUAUACAUAAGCUGCUAUGCCCUUUACUCCUUUACUAUACGGAAAUGCUAUUUUGACAACUGGAUUCUACAACUCACUCAACUGCACAGUCAGUCUCCGAUGCAAUUUUCCUCAGGCAAGGCUUUGUGGAGGGGUAAAUUACAAAAUUUCGCUGGCCCAUGGAAAUUUACAUGGGAGAGAUACUUUGAAACAACUUACAAAAUUAUACAUGUUACUAACAUAAAUGUUAUACGUUGAAUGCCCAACGUACAGGCAUUCCUGCGUUACACCCUUACGCCAUACAAGGGGCCUGUGUGAAUUUAGUCUCCUAUAAAUGGCGUGAGUUCAGUCCCCUGAGAGUGGCUCUCCACAAAAAGGAGAGAGGGGGAGGGGUGCUUGUUUAACCUUACUUAGAAAGGUUUGUAGCAUUAGGUGUAACUCUGUAAAUUGCUUCAAAGAGCCCUACAAAUUUAUAUAGGUCAUGCGAAAUCUUUUGAAAUAUAGUGUAAAAUUGCGCUAGAGGGAUUGUAUGGUGGUGUUAGGGGUGUUGCAGGAACCAAUUAUUAAAGCAAAAAUAGUAUUUCGGUUCACAAACUACUCUAUGCCGCGACACCAUUUGGCAUCCACCAUGUUUUCAUAGUAGAUUUUUCUGCUAAAGGGUAUGAGCUGCUAUCCGUUAUUCUUUUUGGUCAUUCAAACACACACACUACACUAGAAGGCUCUUUUAAGUUUUAGCCACAACUAAUUACCAAAAAAAAGGGUUUUAACCACAACUAAGCUGUUGCUAAGAUUGAGCCUGGAUUUGGCCGAUAGGAGGCAAAUGCUUUUGCCACUGCCCACUGGUACACAAGCCUCAGCCACAGCUGCUGUGUUAAACGUUGUUAAUUACAUUGCAUGUGUUCCAACAAUAAUGGAAAAAGAGGCUGUAUGUAAUGCUUCUGGUUUCAGUAGGGAACUAUAAUUUUUCCUCCUUCACAUAACAAAGCACUUUUGGUCGAUGUGGCCCUCUUGUUUUCAGUUUUCCAAAACACACUUAAAUUUUAUGAUUUUAUUUCAAUAUCAAUAAUUCUUAAUUUAACUUUACAAUUAAUCUCCUAAUUUAAUUUAUU